UUCUUGACAAGUUUCUUUGAUUCUUUCAACACAUAAAAUGAGCGAUUACAACUCGGGUUACAACUUUGGCAGCGGUGCUUCCGCCGACUUGGGUAGCAAGAAGCAAGAAGUCAUGGACAAGGUUCGCGGUGAACUUGCUUUGGCCAACGCUCAAGAGCUUAUCAACAAAAUCAACGAAAAGUGCUACGACAAGUGCGUUCCCAAGCCUGGUGCUCGUUUGGAAAGCGGUGAGCAAGCCUGCUUGUCCAAGUGCAUGGACCGUUACAUGGAAGCAUGGAACGUUGUCUCGCGUGCCUAUGUCGGUAGAAUCCAACGUGAAUCCGCUGGUCAACAGUUCGGUGGUGGCAUGUAAUUAGAGACAAGCAAAGUAUAUAUAAUAUUCUCCAUAUAUAAAAACAAGAACGUAUAAAAAACAGGCUGCAAUUGAUGUGUACAUAAAAAACAUAUAGAACGUUGUUUUUUCCUCUCCCCUCUCCUCUCUCUCUCUUUCUCUUCUUUUCAUAUUGCCACUUCUUGUUGCUUCUGCUGCUUCUGCUGCUGCUGCUGCUGUUGUUGUUGUUGCUGCUGUCGAUCCACUUGAAAUCCCAUUCGCUGUGCUUCGCUGGAUGCCAAUUGGAAGAGCGU
Messenger RNA from Zychaea mexicana, 624 nucleotides. RefSeq names its product Tim10/DDP family zinc finger-domain-containing protein. Lineage: Eukaryota; Fungi; Mucoromycota; Mucoromycetes; Mucorales; Lichtheimiaceae. The record is from RefSeq and is a predicted model, not a curated record. The transcript has 3 exons. The coding region runs from base 38 to 352 and encodes 104 amino acids.